UUUGCUUGAAGUCUAUGCCACUCCACUUCAGUCCUCAUCCAUUCUCUUUCUGACAGGACACCCCCAACGUCUCUCUCUCUCGCAGGACUCUCUUUCUUUCUGGUGUUCGAUUCUUGGAGAGGGAAAAGAAAUUGGUAAAGAAUGAGUACAGGAACAAGCACUUUUGUUAUCAGAUCUAUCAACUUUCUGACAAUGCUAUUAGCUGUUGCUGUAAUUGGUUUUGGGAUAUGGAUGAGCUCUCAUAAUGAUGUCUGUCGAAAGUCUCUUACUCUCCCUGUUUUAGGCCUUGGUGCCGUCAUAUUUGUAAUAUCUAUAAUUGGGUUCUUGGGCGCGUGGAAGAGCAACUCCAUAUUGCUAUGGAUUUAUUUGAUCAUGUUGUGCUUCAUCUUGAUUGCAAUCUUGGUCUUCACAGUUUUGGCGUUUAUUGUAACUAAUAAUGGAUCUGGCCAUAAUGUAGCUGGUUUGAGAUACAAGGAGUACCAACUUCGAGAUUACAGUCCAUGGUUUCUAAAACAGCUAAACAACACCCAUAAUUGGGAGCACUUAAGGAGUUGUCUCGUGAAAUCGGAUGACUGCAAUAACCUCCCCAAGAAAUAUAAGACUCUUAAACAAUACAAACUCGCAAAACUAACCCCCAUUGAGGCUGGUUGCUGUCGACCACCAUCUGAGUGCGGCUAUCCUGUUAUUAAUGCCUCAUACUAUGACUUGAGCUUUCACCCAAUCAGUCCCGACAACGAUUGCAAAGUUUACAAAAAUUCCAAGGCAAUUAAGUGCUACAAUUGUGAUUCUUGCAAGGCCGGAGUUGCACAAUACAUGAAAACUGAAUGGAGGGUGGUUGCAAUCUUUAACGUGGUUCUUUUUCUUGUCUUGUCAAUAAUCUACUUCGUGGGAUGCUGUGCGAGACGAAAUGCUGCAAGGAACCUUUGUGAGUUGUCUAUUGUUUGUCAUUUCGUACAAACAGAAAUGGAUAUAUAUGUUGUUGUUUAUCAAUUGUCGAGUCAGAAGUUUGUUGCCGGAGUAUCUCAUUUGUGAAGCACCACAAUUGUAUAUAAGGUCUUUAUUUUUUUUAUGGUUUUUUCCAUUUGACAUUAGGAAACAGUUACAUUUAAUUCUGAACUUCUAAUAUACAUUCUUCUUGUAUUCACUAGCAUAUUGCACAGAUAUUGGACUCUGUUUGUUCUGAUGGAAAACAUUUUCUUUGGGCAAACUGUUUUCUGCAGAAAAGAAUUGGUGGUGGUGGUAGAGGGGUGGUUUUGUGGACACUAUGCAUGUUGUGUCUGUUUUGACAUAUCCAUGACGGACACAACUUACCCGAACUUGGAAUCUUCUUGCUAAUAGCCUUGCUGCUGUUUUAUGUAACUCUGGAAAAAAGAUUACGCCUGACAUUGUUGGGGCACUGGCAAUAAACAUGAUGUUGCAGUGUAGUGUAUAUGAGGGACUCUAUGCCUGUGCUUGAAAAUGUGGGAAAUUUCACCUUCCCCCACUUGAGACUCAUUUUUUGUCCAGCAAAUGCUCUCAUGCCGGCAUCUCACCUUCCCCCUCGUGGACGACUCUCCACUGUCGGCAUCUCUGUUUUCUUGACCAGGACCAUCAGGAUCACUGGAAAAAUAAAAGAAAAGAAAAAAGAAAAAGCAGCCCCUUUUUGCCAUAA
Messenger RNA from Camellia sinensis, 1651 nucleotides. Lineage: Eukaryota; Viridiplantae; Streptophyta; Magnoliopsida; Ericales; Theaceae. The record is from RefSeq and is a predicted model, not a curated record.